AUCCAGCCCUCGCAGUGAGAAGAGCUAAUAUCUAGCAUUGAUUAACAUAAUAUAGUGCGUACUUUACUAUGGCACCCAAGCGUCUUUUUGCCUCAAAGGAGAGUGAGGAGAGUGAAUCAAAGAGGAGAAGGAAAGUUGUGACCAUAGAAAAGAAGUUAGAAGUAUUGAAUUGCUAUGAUCGUGGUGAAAAAACUUCAGUUAUAGUUCACGCUACAGGUCUUAACGAGAGCACAUUGAGGACCAUAAGGGCGAAUGCUGACAAAAUCAGAGCUAGUGCUGUCGCUGGUACAUCAGCUUCCUCCUCACAAUGUUCCAGGGCAAGAUCUUUAGAGAUGGAGAGGAUGGAGAAGUUACUGGCACAAUGGAUUCAACACCAGAACAAGGAGAAUGUCCCUCUCAGCAUGGCUAUUAUACAGGCUAAAGCCUUGAGCAUUCACAAUGAUCUGGUAGACGAGGAGGAGAAAGACAAAGUCAAGAACUUUAAUGCAAGUGCUGGAUGGUUCGCCAGGUUCAAAAAACGAUAUGGCUUUCACAAUCUCAAGAUGACUGGGGAAGCAGCCUCUGCCGAUGUAGAAGCAGCCAAGACAUAUCCAGAUACCCUCAAGAUGAUCAUCAAGGAAGGUGGCUACACAUCUAAGCAGAUUUUUAAUGUAGAUGAAACUGGUCUAUAUUGGAAGAAACUGCCUAACCGGACUUAUAUCUCGGUUGAAGAGACGACAGCACCUGGAUUCAAGGCCUCCAAGGAUCGACUCACUCUAUUGUUUGGUGCCAAUGCAGAGGGAGACUGUAAGCUGAAGCCUGCCCUCAUCUAUCACUCGGAAAAUCCACGAGCAUUGAAGGGCUAUGUCAAGACCUUCCUACCCUGCUAUUGGUAUUCCAACAAAAAAGGAUGGAUGACGGGAAGCAUUUUUAAGGAUUACGUUGGAAAAUUGGAAAAAGAAUUAGAACUUUACUGUGAGAAGGAAGAGAUUCCAUUCAAGAUUCUGCUCAUCUUGGAUAAUGCGCCCAGCCAUCCUCCGUCAAUAGAAAAUUUAUCCAGCAACAUCCAGUUCGCUUUCUUGCCACCAAACACCACUUCAUUGCUUCAGCCAUGUGACCAAGGAAUCAUCAAAACUUUCAAGUCUUACUAUCUACGUUCGACCCUGACUGACAUGGUUGCGAGGACACAAACAGAUAAGAUGACCGUGAAGGAAUAUUGGAAGCAGUUUACCAUCAAAGAUGCUCUCCGUUUUAUUAAAGAAUCUUGGGAGAAAGUGCCAAGGAAAUGCCUGAAUGGGGUUUGGAAACAGCUGUGUCCUCAAUUGGUGUAUGAUUUCUUCGGCUUUGACAUCAGUGAAAAUAAUUACAAAGCUAGCAAGGAAUGUCUUGUCAAGGCAAAGGAAGCUGGGUUCGAUGAACUUGAAGAAAAAGAUAUUGAAGAACUGCUUGAAUCACACCGAGAGGAAUUGACAAACGAAGAACUCUUGGAGAUGGAGAAGCUACAAAAGGCAGAGUUGGAGGCAGUUGCAUCACGGCCUACAGCACCCACCCCAGAGCCUGAGCGAAUUCUAACAAAAAGUGAUCUUGAGGAAGCGCUGUCAUCCAUACGAGGAGCAUUAGACAUCCUAGAAGCCAAGGAUCCCAACAUCAACAGGAGUGCUACACAGAACUGAACUGCUACACAGUAAUGCUAGAACAAAAGAAGAAGAAAACAACACAAACAAAACUCAGCCAGUUUUUUAUAAAAAAAACAGUUCUGGUUGAGGGAAGAGAGAAGGCCGAGGGAAGAGAGCAGGGUGAAGAGAGAGAGUGGGCCGAGGAAGGACAGUGGAGUGAGGAGGGAGAGGGGGAUGGGGAGGGAGACGGGGGUGAGAAGAGAGAGCGGGCCGAGGAAGGACAGUCGAGUGAGGAGGGAGAAGGGGGUGAGCGUGGGAACUGGAGUGAUGCGUCAUAGUGUUUAUACUAGUUUACGUGCGUUACAACUACGUAUGUACUGAACAGUAUUUUCUUAAAUAAAUACAACUAGGGUAAGAAUGUGUGUUUUAUUGUUUCUGUGACCUUUAAAUAUAUAAAUAAAGUGUUUUUUUUCUGGCAAAUUCCCAAAAUAGAUUAAGUUUCCCAUUGCCCUGGAACAUUAACCCCCUUAUUUCCAUUAUUUCUUAUGGAGAA
This is a messenger RNA of Macrobrachium nipponense, 2148 nucleotides long. RefSeq names its product tigger transposable element-derived protein 1-like. Gene Ontology annotation, cellular component: nucleus. Lineage: Eukaryota; Metazoa; Arthropoda; Malacostraca; Decapoda; Palaemonidae. Gene Ontology annotation, molecular function: DNA binding. The record is from RefSeq and is a predicted model, not a curated record. The transcript is spliced from 2 exons. The coding region runs from base 69 to 1652 and encodes 527 amino acids.